AUGACUACAACCAUUCCCUUGUCGUACCGACUAUUUUUCCUAUACAUCGAACCUAUCUCUGCUAUUGCAGGGUUCAUUGCCGCUCUAAAUCCCACCUUCUAUUUGGGUGAACUCAGCCUCUCCACAGUAAAACCCGACGUGGUCGGCACCACUCAAACCGACGUUGCCCUAUACCAACUGGCCAACUUAUACCUUUUAUUCGCCCUGAACGAGCACCUUGUAUUAUCCUCCACAUCUUCUCUGAAGACAUGGCGUAGUCUUCUCUUCUGUUUGCUCAUUGCAGACUUGGGCCAUUUAGCAACGAUGGCGCCUUUGGGACUAGAUGCAUUUUGGAAGGUUUGGGAGUGGAACGCGAUGCUUUGGGGAAGCAUCGGAUUUGUUUAUCUGGGCGCCAGCACGAGGCUGUCCUUCCUUCUUGGUCUAGGUUUCAGUGGACGGUCCAAAAUCCAGGCUGCCCAGCUACCGAAGAAGGCUUGA
Messenger RNA from Desarmillaria tabescens, 477 nucleotides. RefSeq lists its product as uncharacterized. NCBI's taxonomy places the organism in Eukaryota, Fungi, Basidiomycota, Agaricomycetes, Agaricales, Physalacriaceae. The record is from RefSeq and is a predicted model, not a curated record. The transcript has 2 exons. The coding region runs from base 1 to 477 and encodes 158 amino acids.